GCCGAGAAGACUCGAACCAAAGACUGAAAAAAUUCCAGUCAACUUCCCGCGCCAUAAGAUAGUAGAGGCCACAACCAUCCGCGGCGACGGAACACAGACCGCCGGCAUUUCCCAACCCUUCUCCACUAUCUUCAGUCUUCACCCUUCACGCUCCACGCCCUAGUCAUGGGCCUUCUUCGCACCAUCCGCCGUCUGUACGGGAUACUGAAUUACCCUCGCCGUAAUGAGGUUGGUGGCAAUUUCGGCAUGUCUUUUUCAAGUUGCCACCAAUUUCUUCUCCAAGAAGAAUGUGAUCGGUCAGGGAGGCUUCGGUCGCGUCUACAAGGGUCUGAUGCCGAAUGGCCAAGAAAUUGCUGUGAAGAAGCUCUCAUCAAAUUCAACACCUGGAGUAAUUGAAUUCACUAAUGAGGUGAAGCUGCUGUCUGAAAUCCGGUACUUGAAUCUUGUUACAUUGUUGGGUUGCUGUGUAGAAGUAUCUGACAAGAUGCUGGUCUACGAGUAUUUGCCGAAUAAAAGCCUUGAUUGCUUCCUCUUUGAUAAAGAGAAGUCUUCCUCUCUGGAUUGGACUACAAGAUUCAAUAUAGCGAAGGGGGUGGCCAGGGGAAUUCUUUACCUCCAUGAAGAAGCCCCCAUGAAAAUCAUUCACAGAGACAUCAAAGCUAGUAAUAUAUUGUUGGACGAAAGCCUGAACCCAAAGAUAUCGGAUUUCGGCCUUGCCAGGCUGUGUCCAGAGGAAGAUUCACUUAUGAGCACAAGGGUAUCUGGUACUCAUGGUUACAUGGCCCCAGAGUAUGCAAUGCAUGGAUAUCUUUCUGUCAAGACCGACAUUUUCAGUUAUGGUAUUCUCCUUCUAGAAAUCAUUAGCGGGAGAAGGAGUCUUGAUCGCAGACUUAGUACAGACCAUGCUGAUCUAGCAAAUUUUGCAUGGACACUCUAUCAAGCAGGAAAGAUGCUGGAAUUAGUUGAUCCUACCGUUGGAGACCAUUAUAACACUGAUUCAGUGGGGAUGUGCAUUCAAAUAGGGCUAUUGUGCUGUCAGCAAACUGUUGCCGAUAAGCCUGACAUGAACUCAAUUCAUCUCAUGCUUUCGAGUGACUCGUUUACUUUGCCGGAACCUGGUAAACCUGGAGGAAGGUGGACAUCCAUGAAACCAGGUGUUAGGAACAGUAUUAAUACACUUGAGGAUCAUUCCCGAAACUGAUGCUCUUUUUCCUCUUUUUAUGAAGGUAGCUAAAGGGUUUGACAGAAGCUACAUGUUUAUAAGCAUCAUUUCCACAUCUUACACUAUUCUUUCAUCAUUACGAGUUUAAUUUGUUGCAUGAGUGUUCUCAGUCAUUAGCUUGUUAAUAAUAAAAUGUGAUCAUGGACUCAGUACUCGUCAUGAUAGUUGAUUAUUGAUUCAAUAUUCGUCAUGAUUAAUUGUUAACUUCUCUCUCUCAUGUUUAAUACAAAGUGCAUAUGGCCUUCUCAAGUUCUUAAUGAUAUCUCAGCUAUCCAAUACAAACUCUUAGAUUCAACAUUUAUCAAAAUCAAGGCUGGGAACAUAUAAGUUUUGAUCAAAUUUAACCCACUCUAACCCUGCUACCCAUACCCUGCCAUGUUGUCACACCCCAUGUAAGCAUGCUUGUCUACACGGUGCGUAAACCAAGUUAUUUAUUCUUUGGCCUCGCUUUGGGAACUCCCGACUUGUUCUUUGCCCUCCAUACGCAUCAAGUGGCCACUCCAACUUGAAUAAGCUCAGUCCUUAAGGCUUCGGUCCUGUCUACAAGAUGGUACAAUUCUCCAAUUGGCAACUGGGCAAUUGGUUAAUGUCUUGUUUUGCCUGAUAUAGUUUUCUCUAGUAAAUUCUCAGGGGUUUUGGUUCUAGAGACGAUGGGUUUUAAUUGAAAAGAGAAACCGUAGCAGAAACCUUGGAGUAGAAGAUAUAAAUAUGAAUUUUGAGGUGAAUAGAUCCAGUUUUCAACAAUCAGUCAAAUUUGAGCAUUACUGAUGAACUGGCUCAUGAUGAAACCCUGGAUAUUAAUAUCUGCUUUGAAUGUAAAGGAUGCUGAGUUUUUUGAAUUCUCAAGACAGACUUUUGAGGGGAUGGUGCCUGAUGGCCAAGAAAUUGCGGUCAAGAAGCUCUGAAUCGUCAUCUGUCACUCGUCAGGAUCCUGAUUAUGAUCAGUGUGAAUCGCCAAUAGGGACGUAUCAACCAUCGGCGGCGACAGAUCGCUGACCGCCUGCAUUUCAGGCCUUCUCCCUUAUCCUCAACCUCAAUGCUCCAUGCCCCGUCAUGGACCUUAUUCGCACCUUCAGCCGUUACCUUGAUGGGAUAAUGAAUUCCCGUGGCAUCGAGAAGGAUGGUGACCGUUUAAGCCCAGUUUUCGAAACUUCCGACCUCUCCGCUGGCCUCCAGACGCUUCAAGUAGCCCCAAUUUCUUCUCCGAGUCGAAUAAGCUCGGUCAUGGUGGUUUCGGUCCAUCUAUCAGAAGUACCUGAAAAUAUGCUUGUCUACGAGUAUUGCCAAACUAAAGCCUUGAUUGCUUCCUCUUUGGUAAACAUCUCAUCUUUUGCAUAUGUCUGUCUUCUAUGUUGGCUCCUUCUCAAGUUCUACUUGCUACCUCAGCGAUAUGGAGUAAACCAUGAAACGAGACCACCAGCUUGCCCACUCUAACCCUGCUACUCCCGCCUUGACAGUGGAAGCAAGCAUGCCUUCCCAGUUGGGAAACAGGGGAAUCGUGGAGAAAUAGUGGACAUGCUUCCAUCUGAUAUCUAGAGUAAGAACACACAGCAACCAAGUGAUAUCUACUCUCCAAACUUCCAGUGCAUAACAAACAUGAUAUUAUCAAGAUGUUCCCUGUCUGAUGUUUUGAAUUGAAGUUGGAUGAAACUAGGAAGGUGUUUUGCUAUGACAAGCAUAGUUCUAGUUACACAGAACUCAAUGUGUCGGCUGUAUUUAAAAGAAAAAGCUACUUGGAGUUGAUCCAGCAGUCGCAAAUGACUCCUUCCACAAAGCCCAUGUCAGGGCGCGAUUCGGGAUCUUCGCUGAGGCAAUUGAGAGCAACACGCAUCGCCUUCUCUGCAACCUUUACCGGGAAGAACCCACUAAGCCUUCCAUCCACCCAACCUCGCACCUUCGCCGGAUUAUCCUCUCCAGCAAGUGUCUCCCUUGCUGUCUCAACGAUCGACGUUCGCACGUGCACGUUCUCUUCCUCAUCAUAAUGGUAAUAAGCCACUGGCUCUGCACCGGAAAGCAGCUCCAACAGCAGCAUCCCAAAUGCGUACACAUCAGAUUUCUGCGUCGCCAAUGUCCCUUCAUGGCGGCGAAGCUCUGGGGAAAAGUAAGGGUUCUCUUCCUCCUCGCUCUCUGGAAUUGACGCCAUUGUCGUUGGCCAACCGCCAAUUUGGUUAUCGUCGUCCGCAGCAGCCUCCCCUGCUGCCUGGGCAAGGCCAAAUUUGCAGAUGAGGGGUCUGACAACACCAGGUUGUUGAGAAAUGGCAGCAGUAGUAGUAUUGUUGUUGUUGUUGUUACUCCUGAAAGUGAGGAUGAUGUUGGAGCUCUUGAUACGGUUGUGGACUAGGAUGGCGUCGAAUCCAGUCAUGUGGUGGAUGUAGUUCAGGCCGCGAGCCACUCCCAGAGCGAUUUCGAUCCUCGACUGCCACGUCGAGACGUACAAACUGUACAGAUUGUUAACAUUACCAUUAUUAUGGUUAUUCAGACAGUCGGAGAGGGUGGGGCUGUUGACGAAGCCGUACAUGAGGUCGACGACCCGGGGCUCCUUGUCGGAAAUGGAAGCUCCCAUGAGCUGGACCACGUUGGCGUGCCGUAUGCUGCCGAUGAGCGACAGCCGCUGUUUCAGCUUCUCCGGUGUGAUGUUGGGAGGGAAACUCCGGCGAAAGCCGAUGGUGUCUUUGCCCCGGAAGGUGCAGCGGUAGGAGGAGGCUGUGUUUGAGGGGGCAGGGGAUGAGGAGGAAGAAGAUGAGGAGAUGGUGAAAAAGAAGCUGGAGCCGGUGGCGGAGGAGGAAGCCCUUGAGAGCUCGGAGUUGGUGGAGGGUGUGGCGCCGGAGUGGACCAAGAUGGCAGCUGCAGCCCUGGGAGUCGCUGGAAGGUAUUGGGUUUGUGUUGGCCGUGGUCUGGGGCAGUACCGUGGAAAACUUAGUGAUCGGAAAACUAUCAUCGUCAAACGCCAUUAGGCUCCGGUGGGCGACUCUCUCUCUCGCCGGUUAGAAUUUGCUUACUGGAUGACUACUCACCCACCAAGUUUGAAGGCAACCAUUGACUUUCUCAGCUGAGAACUUAUAGUCAGCUGCAGGGCGUUCCGCGUUUGCGCGUUAGGCCGUGGCGGGAGCGGGAGCAGGAGCAGGAGCGGGUCGACCCGUGUAUGGCUUCCCUUUUUUUAAUGGGAGCUAGGAAUCUGUAUCACAAUGUACAUCCAAAUGCUAUAUCAACAGCGAAAAGCACUAAUAAGUUGCUUGCUGGCAUUUCUAAGGUAUUCUCCCGCGCAAUCUCUACGCUCCGUGAGCUAAUCAUGGGCCUUAUCGGCACCAUUCGCCGCUACCUGGACGGGAAGCUGAAGUCCGGUCGCCCCAAGGAGGACGGCGAUGAUUUUGGCAUAGCUUUCGAGGCUUACGACCUCGACUUCAUUGGCCUCCGUACUCUUCAAGUGGCAACUGAUUUCUUCUCCCCGUCGAAUAAGCUCGGUCACGGAGGCUUCGGUCCCGUCUACAAGGGGGUGAUGCCGAGUGGCCAAGAAAUCGCGGUGAAGAAGCUCUCAUCAUAUUCAACACAGGGAGUAAGAGAAUUCACUAAUGAGGUCAAACUGCUGUCCGAGAUCCGGCACAUGAAUCUGGUCACAUUGUUGGGUUGCUGUGUAGAAGGACCUGGGAAGAUGCUUGUCUACGAGUACAUGCCCAACAAAAGCCUGGAUUGCUUCCUCUUCGAGAAGUCUUCCACCCUAGAUUGGACGACAAGAUUCCGUAUAGCAACAGGGGUGGCGAGGGGACUUCUUUAUCUUCAUGAAGAAGCCCCUAUGAGAAUCCUCCACGGAGAUAUCAGUGCCAGUAAUAUAUUGCUGGAUGCCAAAUUGAGCCCAAAGAUAUCGGAUUUUGGCCUUGCCUGGCUGUUCCCCGAAGAUGAAACACUUGUAAAUGCAUCUACCAUAUCUGGUACUCUUGGUUACAUGGCUCCAGAGUAUGCAAUGCACGGACAUCUAUCUGUCAAGACUGACGUCUUCAGUUAUGGUAUUCUCCUUCUGGAAAUCACGAGCGGGAGAAGUAUUCAUGGUUACAGUCACGGUCCGGAGUCUCUUGACGAUGCUGAUCUCUUGGAUUCGGCAUGGAAGCUCUACGAAGCAGGAAAGACGCUGGAGUUAGUUGACCCCAGCCUAGGAAACUAUUAUAACGCCGAUGAAGCAAGGAUGUGCAUUCAGAUAGGGCUUUUGUGCUGUCAACAAGCUGAUGCAGAUCGGCCCGACAUGAACUCGAUUCAUCUCAUGCUUUCCAGCGACUCGCUUACCUUGCCAGCGCCGGGUCAACCUGCAGCACUGUACAGUAUUGACGGAGAGAAUUAUUCCCAAAACUCCAUCUCUGUCACCUCCAUAAAUGAAGGUAGAUAAAGGGAUCAAGUGUCUGUUUGUGUUUUACUUUUAUGUAAAUCGUAGGUGAUUUUUUUGUCUGAGUUAGUAUGUGGGGGUUCAGAACUUCAGAUGGACAUUUUCUGCUGUGACAUGACCGUUUGUUUGUUGGAUUUGAAAAUGAAGGUUUUGAGUUU
Messenger RNA from Linum tenue, 5752 nucleotides. The record is from the annotation of a GenBank genome assembly. NCBI's taxonomy places the organism in Eukaryota, Viridiplantae, Streptophyta, Magnoliopsida, Malpighiales, Linaceae.